Molecule: messenger RNA, 1430 nt
Organism: Cololabis saira (Pacific saury)
Lineage: Eukaryota; Metazoa; Chordata; Actinopteri; Beloniformes; Belonidae
Product: protein LEG1 homolog
Exons: 8
Coding region: 6-1238 (410 amino acids)
Source: RefSeq, a predicted model, not a curated record
ACCACAUGUCACAUGGGCUAAAACGUCCCAUGCUCAUUCGUGUGUUUGAUUGUUGCAUUUUGGUGAGGGAAGAGAGAGGACACAACCUUUGCGUCUCAAACAAGUUUCAGGCCAGAGUGCUCAUUCUUGACUCUUCCGCUCCCCGCAGUCCCAAGACCUGGGUCAUGUUGCGUCCGGCGGUCCUCGGCCUCCUCCUGGCCUGUGUGGUGUCUCUAAGCAGAUCGGCUGUUAUCCUAGAAAACGGCAUGCCCAUCCUUUGGGCACAAACAGCCAGUGAAGUGAGUGAAUUGCCAUCGCAAAAUGGGAUUGUGUCUCCUGAUCCCUGGAAUUUCCUCAACCGCCAAAGUUUUUACCGCCUGCUGAUAGCUGUUACAGAUCCAUACCUGGGAUCAAUGGGGACAGGCCCCACUGACGGUCCACUCUGGGGGCUGCCGCUCCAGCUUGGAUGGAUGUUAACUUCAGGACGUCUUGUUGACCCAACUGGAACAACAACCUGCGGCCUGCAAACAGGGGAUCCUAUGUGCAUUUCCACUCAGAGCUGGUGGGGCUGUGUGAACUACUUCACUUCUACAUUUCCCUUCUUGUCUGCUGCACAACAGGGCUUCUUUGGACCAGAUAUUCAGGUCCAGCUGCAGGUGCCCGAAGGUGUAGAGGACUUUUGCACAACCUACUCUGACUGUUUAACUCGGUACCCUGAUGCCAUGUCAAAGUGGGAUGUCUUUUUUCAGGCUGUCAAGACUUAUGCUGAAUCUACUCUGCCUGAAAAUGAGAAGAAGGAUUCACUCCUUGGUAUGUACUGGCAGGCUCAAAUGGCUUCAACAUAUGCUUCUGCAGCCUGCAAUGCCAGGCAGAGCCAUUAUUCCUCUGAGGAGGUAUCAUUUGCCAACAACUGGUUGAACUCAGCAGAGUAUGUAUCUGCAGCUCAUUUCCAGGCCAGCUUGGAGAAAUCUGCCAUGUUUAUGACACCUCUGCCGAGUCGAAUUUUAAAGGAAGGUGAUAAGGCACCAAACAUUGCUGAUCUGAGUCAGGAGGAGAACCACUCACUGUCCAUCUUCACUUGGAUGAGAAACAUCGACAGGUUUCUUGGUGGCUCGCUGCUGCGUCUGUGGAAAAGGGCCAUGUGUUCAGUGACAUCAAGAGAGAAAGGCAAAGACUUGCUGGAGCAGCUGUUACUCAACAAGAGCUUUGCUACAAGCACCUUCCUGAGCAUCAUCACUGGAAUGACAACAAGCUGCUGAGACAAACACAGCCAAGAAAUCUGAGAGAAAGCAACUCCUUCAAUGGUGAUACACUUUCUCACCACAGGUCAGCACAGUCAUCACCUGGAGGGUGGGAAUGAACAGGCAGUUCCAGAUUACUGUAUCCACAUGUCUUUGUUCUUGUCACAUUCGUGUGCACAUGUGUCUUAAUAAACCAUCAUGAAACCCUCA